This is a messenger RNA of Neurospora hispaniola, 1275 nucleotides long. Its product is annotated as ubiquitin-conjugating enzyme E2-binding protein. Gene Ontology annotation, cellular component: nucleus; ubiquitin ligase complex; cytosol. The record is from RefSeq and is a predicted model, not a curated record. NCBI's taxonomy places the organism in Eukaryota, Fungi, Ascomycota, Sordariomycetes, Sordariales, Sordariaceae. Gene Ontology annotation, biological process: protein polyubiquitination; protein autoubiquitination; protein monoubiquitination. The coding region runs from base 1 to 1275 and encodes 424 amino acids. The transcript has 2 exons. Gene Ontology annotation, molecular function: ubiquitin protein ligase activity; ubiquitin conjugating enzyme binding; cyclin binding.
AUGGCAUCCCAACCUGCAACGCCGCUGCUGUAUGCAGAGUUGCUCUCAAAUAUCCGCCAGAUAUCGCUGGCCAUUUCACUGGGCUCUGCAAGCGACGCGUCAACACGAGUAGUGGUGGCAGCGGAUGGGGAGAACGUCGAGCUCACACACCAUGGACAGUCACAUACACUACAUCUACCCGCAAAGGUAGCCCUUGGCGGCGCCAUUCUGCCAAUACAAAGGCCUGGAGCCUCUGCGCUCUCCUGGAGGUUACCGUUGGGUCAAGCAACAUACACGGAUGCAUCAUCAGCCGAGUCGUCCACUUGGACAGCCACCGAUUUGAAGGCCGGGUCCGAAGUUGUUUGUAGACAAUGCCAGGCCGUUGUUGUCAAGCGAGAUGUUGUCAAGGUGUGGAAAGACCUCCCGAGUGAGAACUGGGCUGAGAUGAUGGAGUUUUGGCACUGUCACAAACCUGGUGACCACAAUCAUGAGCAUCACCACCACGACAAGUCAAACGGCGUUGAUGCCAACGGGCAAAGCGCUAGAGCAGAUGACAUGAGUCUUGCAGCUCGAGGAUAUGGCGCGAGCUCGGCCAUUUCGGCGCAACAAGGUGUUGGGUUUGUGGAUUUGACAACGCUGUUAUUCGUCGAGCAGGACUGUUCCAACAUCACGUAUUCACUCUCUACCCCUGAGCAUGGAUCACCAGAGAGGCAAGUUGUUGCUUCAGACGAAAGCAGUAACCAGAUUCGGAGCCUCAACGUGUUUUGCUCUUCCUGUCAUUCCCAGCUCGGCUUUUACAAUUUCCGGACAGCCGCAGUCACGCUCCUCAAAUGGCAGAUCUCCUGCGAUUCUGUGUCCAACCUCAGCCCAGGACUUGAAGAGUGUCUUGCCGCAACCCUGAUUUCCACCAUAGCACGAUCAGGAUCCUCCAAGUCGCUGUUGCUUCCCAUCACAGAGACUAUGGCAACCACAGAGGAAGAAGGGGUAGGGAAGGACCAAGUUGUCCACGUAUGGGUGCUUAACAGUGGUAUUGUGUAUACAUCAUCUGCCACGGAGGCCACGGUGUCGAGGCCAGGAGCUGAAAGUGGUAUCCCGGCUAUCAAACUGCUUUAUCGGUUGGUUCCCCGAGAGGAGGCUGACCGCAUGCUGGAUUCACUUACUGGCGAUGCCCAGGAGGUGAACCUUCCGACAGAGGCCAUCAGGGAGGUUAUGGAACGUCUAGACAGGAGUAACUGUCUGCUGCCUACCACUGAACGGGUAUUCAAGGAGUGGAAAGUGGGUUUAUUGAGGCGGUGA